Molecule: messenger RNA, 393 nt
Organism: Rotaria sp. Silwood1
Lineage: Eukaryota; Metazoa; Rotifera; Eurotatoria; Philodinida; Philodinidae
Source: the annotation of a GenBank genome assembly
AUGUUGAUGAUUUAUGUCGCUAUUUUUACUUUAUUUCUUGCAUCAAGGAUUUCAUCUCUUCCGGCGCCAUCCACUCUUUAUUCAGCUGUUAUCUAUAAUGCACGGAAGACACCAAUUCAAUGUGUUACAUUCUGGAGUUCUUAUUCAGUUCCUAAUUUUAAAAUUGGCCCCUUUACUAUUCAAAGUAAUAGAUAUAAAAUAUUAAGCGAGGUAGAAUUUAAUUUUGGAAGUUGGCGUGGAGCGGGAAUAAUAAAGAAAAUUCAAUGCGGAAAAUUGGUACUUACUGCUCCAUUUCAAAAUGUUCGAACAGCAACAAGAAAUUGGGAAUUCCGUGUUCAACCAAAUAAAAUUGUGUCGGUUGGCCCAAGUUCAUAUAAAACUGAUAAAUGUUAA